AUCAUCACCGGAGCACUAUUUCCCAGAUGCCAUAUUGUGCCUAAAGGGCAUGUUCUGGUCUUCCUAGGCUCGUUUCUAGGUCAUUUUCUUCCUGCUACCCCCUCCGCAAUCAUGGGCGACGUCCCCGGCUCUUCUCUCCCAGAUCGGUCCAAGCAGAAGACUGAUGUGAACGACCAUCGCGAACGUGGGAACGCGCUUUACAAGAGUGGUAAACUUAUCCAAGCGAUCGACGCGUACAAGAAAGCAUGUACUGCCAGUCCCGAAGAUGCGCGACGUCUAUCCAAUUUGAGCGCCACGUAUUUUGAAAUUGGCGAGUAUGACAAUUCAAUCAAGCCAGCAGAGGCUGCUAUCAAGCUUCUGAAGUCUCCGGAUGACCCUCUGCGAGUUAGGCUCCAGACAAGAAUAUCCAAGGCUCAUAUGCAUUGCUGCCGAUGGAAAGAAGCUGAGGAAGCAAGUCGCAAACUUGGGGCUACGGAUGACGAUGAGUUUAAUUCUGCCUUGAAACAUGCCAUUCGGCUUGAGAGAGAUAUCGAGACGAAAGCGCCGCAAGGCAUGUUCACCUACGUAUCAAAUGUUACUCAACUCGUACCACGCUAUAUGCCCUCGAUGUGAGCAGAAUAUGUUUUUUUCGAAAAGCACGAAUCAGUACUUUAUAUUUACGUUUGGAUCGAGCAAUUGACAUCAACGUCGAGAGAGGGUGUACGGAACUUGAUCAUGUCAUUCCACCGAC
Molecule: messenger RNA, 730 nt
Organism: Mytilinidion resinicola
Lineage: Eukaryota; Fungi; Ascomycota; Dothideomycetes; Mytilinidiales; Mytilinidiaceae
Exons: 2
Coding region: 112-612 (166 amino acids)
Molecular function (GO): protein binding
Source: RefSeq, a predicted model, not a curated record